Beta vulgaris subsp. vulgaris (sugar beet) is the source of this 2033-nucleotide messenger RNA. Its product is annotated as peroxidase A2. The record is from RefSeq and is a predicted model, not a curated record. Gene Ontology annotation, molecular function: peroxidase activity; heme binding. Gene Ontology annotation, biological process: hydrogen peroxide catabolic process; response to oxidative stress. NCBI's taxonomy places the organism in Eukaryota, Viridiplantae, Streptophyta, Magnoliopsida, Caryophyllales, Amaranthaceae. The transcript has 4 exons. The coding region runs from base 20 to 1024 and encodes 334 amino acids.
UAUACAAGCAAUUUUAAAGAUGUGGACUUCAUGCAAUUACGUAACCAUUGUUUCUAUCAACAUGUUGGUGUUUUUGAUCAUGUUACUUACCAAACUACCUUCUUCAAUGGCUCAACUGAGGCCAGAUUUUUAUGCUAAUUCUUGCCCACACGUCGAAUCGAUCGUUCGAAACGUGGUACAAGAGGUUAUGUCAUCUGAUCCUAGCAUCGCCGGAGGUCUUCUUAGACAGCAAUAUCAUGAUUGUUUUGUUAAUGGAUGUGAUGCAUCAAUCCUGCUAGACAAUAGUGCCACCAUUCGAAGUGAGAAAGAUUCGAUAACAACGAAAUUCGGGAAAAAUUACGAUGUUAUUGACAAGAUCAAGUAUGCCAUUGAGGCUUCUUGUCCUGGAGUUGUCUCUUGUGCUGAUAUUAUUGCUCUUGCAGCCGAGAGUUCGGUCUCCUUGUCAGGAGGGCCUUCAUGGACUGUGAUGUUAGGAAGAAGAGACAGUACGACAGCGUAUCAAGCCGAAGCCAACAGAGAUCUUCCUGCUUCUUUCUCUAACUUCACCACUCUUUCUUCCAAGUUCUUAAAUAAAGGCCUCAAUCUCACUGACCUCGUUGCAUUGUCUGGUGGUCAUACAAUUGGAGUUGCUCAUUGCUCCACAAUCAAAUCUCGACUCUACAAUUUUGCUCCUUCUGGAAGCCCAGAACUAAAUUCAUCAUAUUUAGCAAAGUUGCAAGAAAUCUGUCCACAACACAGCAAUGUUGAUCGUGUAAUAGGCCUUGAUCUCAGAACCCCCAUAAGAUUUGAUAAUAGUUAUUUCAUCAAUCUUGUGCAAAAUAAAGGCCUCCUAAUCUCAGAUCAAGAUUUAUUUUCAGCUCCUGAUUCUCUUACUGUAGAUCUUGUCAAGAUUUACAGCAGUAACCAGAAAAUUUUCUUUGAUCAUUUUGCUCAUUCAAUGAUCAAGAUGGGCAAUAUCAAUCCUUUGACCGGGAACGAUGGCGAGAUACGAUCAAAUUGUAGGAAGCCUAAUAGUGCAAAUUAGAAACUAAAAUGUAAUUCCAUCAUGCAUAGUUUUACUUAAUUUUGUUUCAUAUUGCACUAUUGCUAAUAAUUAUAAUAAGCAGAUAUUUGCCCAUAGCUUGCGCAUUUUAUGUUAUAACUAGUGUGUGGCCCGGGCGAUGCCCCGGGGUUACUGUUAACAUGUUUAUAUGGUUUAACUUGUGUGUUUAUCAUUUGUAAUACCAUGUAGUUAGUAAGUUGCUCUAUGCACGAAUAAUUUUGACCAGAAUUCAUUGUCAUUCUUACUUUUGAGACAGUGGAAAUAUGUCAAGUGUGUGUUAAACCAAUACUGAAAAACAUCAUAAAGUGCAUAACAAUUUCUUUUUGGCAGACAAUGCUCUUAUUGUUGUAGCUAAGCAUCAUAAUCUUUUUUGUUGUUGCUUCGAUUUGAGCUUUGCUAUAUACUUGGUUGGCUACUUUUUGGCGGUUGGGUUGUCAUGUUGUUCUUCUUCCCUGCAUUUUUGUUAUAUGUAUAAUACAUGGGUUAGUUUUUGCGAUGGUUGUCAUGGUAAUCGUUUGUAUUGAUUUUGUGAGUGUAAUGUCUUACACAAUGUUUCUGUUCCUCUUUUUUGUGGUAUUUUCUGCUUCUUCAGUUUGUGUUGGUUCACCAAGGAAUUGACUUUCUAUAUUUGUGUCUUCACCACUGUCAUCGAGUACUUGGCUUCCUUGGCUUCCCGUUUCGACCGUUGUUGGAUUUUUUGCAUUUAUGAUGUCUGCAUCUUGUCCUUUCUCCUGCAAUUAUGAAUAUCAUGUAUGUGUUAAUCGUUUACGGUAAAAAAAAAUAUUUAUUUUGUUGGUUUAUACUUUUUUAAUGCUUGCCAUAUCUUUGUGUUGUUGUUCCUCGUAUGAUUUUUCUAGUUGGUAGUUUGUCUCAAAUGUCCUUUGGCAAAUCAGCUCAGUUGUCUCACUCCUUGUGGUGAGCUUGACUCUGAACGCAAAAUUUUUUCCAAUACAAAUUUGUAGCCGUUCUGUCACCUUCUCAUUGCCAUUUU